UUAUCAAACUCUCCAUUAUCGACAGAAAACAAAUAAUCAUAAACCAUAUAAUGUCUUGUUCAAUUAAUUGUGCAGUUACAAUAAUAUUCUUGUGCAUUUUGGCUGCUGGUCCCAUUUCUAUAGCCAAGAAGGAUGAUAACAAAUUAGUAACUUUCACAGCUUCUCAUUAUAAAGAUGCACUUGGCAAAGCUAUUUUAUUCUUUGAAGGACAACGUUCUGGUAAAUUGCCAGUUUCUCAAAGAGUCAAAUGGAGAGGAGAUUCUGCACUCAUCGAUGGCAAGCUCGAAAAUGUGAACUUGAUUGGAGGCUACUAUGAUGCUGGUGACAAUGUGAAAUUUGGAUGGCCUAUGGCUUUUUCUUUAACCUUGUUGAGUUGGGCUGCUGUUGAAUACCCAACACAGAUCUCUUCAGUAAACCAACUUCCCCAUCUUCAACGUGCAAUUCGAUGGGGCAUAAAUUUCUUAAUGCGAGCCCAUACUUCAAGUACCACUCUCUAUACUCAGGUUGGAGAUGGAAAUGCUGAUCACCAGUGUUGGGAGAGACCUGAAGACAUGGAUACUCCUCGAACAUUAUACAAAAUCACAUCAAGUUCUCCAGGAACUGAGGUGGCAGCUGACGUAGCAGCUGCCUUUGCUGCUGCAUCAAUUGUUUUCAAACAAAUAGAUUCCAACUAUUCUACCAAGUUGUUACGAAGAUCAAAAUCUCUCUUUGCUUUUGCGGACAAGUAUAGAGGAUCUUAUCAGGCUUCUUGCCCUUUUUACUGCUCUUUGUCGGGCUAUCAGGAUGAAUUGCUGUGGGCUGCUGCUUGGCUAUACAAGGCAGGUGGAGGAAAAAGGUAUUUAAAUUAUGCUUCAAAUAACCAAGGCUGGAGUCAAGUUGCCUCUGAAUUCAGUUGGGAUAACAAGUUUGCUGGAGCUCAAACUUUACUAGCUAAGGAGUUCCUUCAUGGAAAGAGCAAUUUGGAGAAGUUCAAGAAAGAUGCUGAUUCAUUUAUUUGUGCAUUGAUGCCAGGAAGUAGUUCUGUACAGAUAAAGACAACCCCUGGUGGACUUCUAUAUAUUAGAGAUAGUAGCAAUUUGCAAUAUGUGACUGGUGCCACCAUGGUACUUUUUAUGUACUCUAAAGUCCUUGAGGCAGCUGGAACAGGGGGAAUUACAUGUGGUUCUGUUAAUUUUUCCACCUCCAAGAUCAAAGCCUUUGCAAAAUUACAGGUAGACUACAUACUUGGAAACAAUCCGCUAAAAAUGUCAUACAUGGUGGGCUUUAGCAACAAAUAUCCAACACAGCUCCACCAUAGAGCCUCAUCACUCCCUUCAAUUUAUAACCAUCCAACCAGGGUUGGCUGCAACGAUGGCUAUAGCUCAUGGUACAAUUCUAACAAUCCAAAUCCAAACACACAUGUCGGCGCGAUCGUCGGUGGGCCAAAUUCUGGAGACCAGUUCGUUGAUUCGAGAUCAGAUUACUCUCAUUCUGAACCCACGACUUAUAUGAAUGCAGCUUUUGUAGGAUCUGUGGCCGCUUUGAUUGGCCAUGCAGAGCACUUUGAGCAAAUUAAUUCACAAUUUAACAAACCAACAAAUUAGCACGAAGAACAUAUCACAGCAAAGAAGUGACUGUUGCAAUAAAUAAGUGAAACAUAUGCAUGUACAUAUAAUAUAGUAUUACAAUAUGUGGUCCUUGGUGUGGGCCGUAGGGUGAUUAGAUUACUGUACCUAAACUAGCUGAUCAUCCUACAGGUUCAUUAUUCAAUAAAAUUAUACUCUAAUUAAUGCC
This is a messenger RNA of Lycium barbarum (goji berry), 1773 nucleotides long. RefSeq names its product endoglucanase 18-like. Gene Ontology annotation, biological process: carbohydrate metabolic process. Lineage: Eukaryota; Viridiplantae; Streptophyta; Magnoliopsida; Solanales; Solanaceae. The record is from RefSeq and is a predicted model, not a curated record. Gene Ontology annotation, molecular function: hydrolase activity, hydrolyzing O-glycosyl compounds.